Molecule: messenger RNA, 2642 nt
Organism: Ciona intestinalis (vase tunicate)
Lineage: Eukaryota; Metazoa; Chordata; Ascidiacea; Phlebobranchia; Cionidae
Source: RefSeq, a predicted model, not a curated record
UUUUAUGCAGGAUUUGUCAAAGCAGUCACAUUGAAGGGGGCUCUGUGUCAUGGAAAGUCACUCAAGACAAUGAAGAUGGAACAUACAAGGUUCAAACUGUUAUUCGAUCUCAUUCCCGCCGUUCUGGCAACACAUGUAGAUCACUCUUGGAUUUUAAAUGCGUGGUUCGAAAUGGUGGAUGUUAUAAUGCUGAAGAUUUGAGAUCACCUUUCAAUACAUGCCCAAACACAAUUACAAAUGAUGGGAAAAUAUCAGACACGUCACAAUCUGUUGUAUAUACUAAUGAGCACAAAAAUGAAUAUAUCACCAGAAUGCAAGAAAGUUGUUGUUGGAAAAAUGCUUUAUACGACAACAUUAUUGACUACAAGAUGUCUUAUCACAUGGACUUAAGUUUGCGAAGUGACACAGGUCUGCCCAACUCAGCGCCAGCUCUUAUCUAUCAACCAUUUGCUAAUGUCAGAAUUGGCUGUCCAGAGGCAAUAAAAAUCCACACACUAGAUCAAGAUGUUGGAGAUAUUGUAACAUGCAGAUUUGGAAAUGCAGAAAUUGAAAAUGGAGAUAUUGAGCGGUAUCCAUACUUUUCUAUUAAUGAGGAAGAAUGUGAGCUUGUGUAUAAUGGUGGGGGGUCUACGGGAGACAUAGCUGUUUCAAUUAUAGCGGAAGAUCGAAAAGGUACAGCUGGUAUGUCGAAACAAAGCAAGGCAGUUAGGAGUCAACAACCCAUGAGUUAUUCAUCAAUCCAGUUCAUUGUUCGAGUUUCAACUGGACCACUGUUAUACUCAUCCUGUUAUGAAAGGCCAAGCUUUAUUGACCCUACCCCACCGGAAGGGCAUCUGAUGCAGGUAUCAAGUGGCCACACUUAUACAAAGACUAUAAGAAUACAAGGAGUAAAUUUUGGCAGAAUUGAACAUCUCAGUGUGGUAUCUCCCUAUACUGUAACACAAACAGCCAUCGUGCAAAGAAGCAGCUAUGUUUAUGAAACUGAACUUCGAUGGACAGUAGAUUCAAAUGAUAAUGGCAUUAGUUAUAUUUGUUAUGCUGCAUCGGAUUCAAACAGGCUGGUGUCCAAUCAACAAUGCUUCUAUGUUGAAAUAAAUGGGGAUUGCAACAAAAAUAAUGGUGGAUGUUCCGACAACUGUAUCUCAGUUACAAAUGGUGGAGAAAACAAGUGUGAAUGUGGCAGAAGCUGUUGGGAGCUACAUGAGGACCAAAAAACUUGCAUGCCAAAGCUUGAACACAAUUGUGACAAUGAUCAAAUUGAAAUAAGAGUUCCAAAAUGCGCUGUUGAUGGUCCCAUUGGCGUUGGAAAUUUUGACCCAGAUGUUACACCACCACAUGAGUGCAGAAGUGUUGACACAUCCACUCAUCAUGUGUUUAGAUUCAACAAGUACCAGUGUGGUACAAUUAAUUCGCAAAAUAGUGUACAAAACUUGUACUUCAAUGUUAUUACUAUGUGGAUUGAAAAUCCAAAAGAAGAUUCAACUGGUUCUUCGAUCAUAACAAGAGGUUCAUGGUACGAGAUAGACAGCACAUGCACAACAGAGAAAUACUUUGAUACAGAGGGAGAAUAUAACCCAGAAGAUACAACUACAACCAUUACAACAGAAGAAGGCUUUGGGGAAAUUAAAAUUACAUUGGAAUAUUAUAAAGAUAAAACUUUUCAGGAAGCUUAUUCACCCUAUGACUACCCACUCGAUUAUGAAGUUGGUAGCACAAUUUACUUUGCCAUUGAAGCAGAAUCCGAAAAAACAAAUGUUGAAUUAUUUACUGAGCAAUGUGUUGCACAGCCUGAGCCAAGACCUGCAGGUGCAGAGGAUUACAUUAUGUUGUACAAUGGAUGUAUAAUUGAUCCAACCAUGCAAUGUUACCAGUCAUCCAACCCAAUGAUUAAUCAGUUUAGUAUUCAAGCUUUCCGGUUCAACUAUGAAACUCAAGGAGUCAGUGAGAACACCAACGUUCUAAUGAAGUGCUCAGUUCUGGUUUGUGUGCAAAAUGAUAGAUCUUCAAGAUGUUACAAAGGCUGCAUAGGAGGAACAUACAGUGCUAACUCUACCAACAGCAAAUCUGCUUCUACUUUUUGCGGUUCAACCUACAAAGAAGCACAUUCAAGUUCAUACUCCAGUUCUAUAGAAAAACCAGAUAUAAACGAGGUGGAACCAAGAUAUAUUCAAACAAGAUUAUUGAAGCUUGACGACCCAAAUAUAAUUACCUUCAAGAGCAAACCUGGAAGUGCAUCUACAAACGCGAGUAAUAUGUUUGCCUUAGCGUGUAUUAUUUCCACUGGAAUAUGGAUAAAGUCUACAUUGGUUUGAGAAGAUAACAAACUGUAGUACUAGUAGUAGCUAUAAAUAAUUAUUGUGGUAUAAUUAAUUUAUGGAAUGUAUAUGUAAUAAAAUCGCAAUAAUCAUGCAAACAUAAACACUAAAACCAGUAGGUGUGACAUAUGUAAAUGUGUGGAACUUUCUAUUAUUAUGCUGCUUUAUAAUAUAAGCAAUAGACUUGUGACCCACAAGUUAUCAGAAAAAAGCUAAAAUCGAUUCAUUGCGCAACAAACUAUAUUGUACAAAGACAAAUGUAAAAACAACCAGUACAUGUUGGCUCCAACAAGCCAAUUACAUCAUAAAAAUGAGCAAUAUUUGUAC